AUGGAUAAAGAAAUUCAAAAUAUUGAGUAUUUAGAUAUAUUCCCUACAAUUAAGCAUUAUGAUUGGGGUGUUCUUGGUAAGAAUUCUAUGGUUUAUUCACUUUCUAAACAUACUAGAGAUUUAAAUUAUUCAUCUAAAGAGAUCUCAUUACCAUUUGCAGAACUUUGGUAUGGCACACAUAAAUCUGGUCCUAGUUUUGUUUAUAUAAAUGAUGGAAAUAUAAUUAAUCUAAAUAAAGCUUUAAAUAAUUUGGAUAAUGAUUUUCUGGGUAUUUCAUAUACUAAUAAAUCAUUUAUUAAUAAUACACAAGAAAGAUUAGAUCUUAAUAAUUUAAAUAAUAAUUAUGUAUUACCAUUUCUAUUAAAAAUUUUAUCUAUAUCAAAACCUUUAUCUUUACAGGUUCAUCCUAAUCAUAAUGUUGCAAAAGAACUUUUUAAUGAACAACCAAAUAUUUAUUUAGAUCCAAAUCCUAAACCUGAAAUUGCUAUAGCUUUAACUAAAUUUGAGGCAUUAUGUGGUUUUAGAAAAUAUGAAGAUAUAAUUGAAACUUUAAAAGAAUAUCCAGAAUUAUCUUUAUAUUUAAAUCUUGAUCAUAAUAAUAAUAAUAAUUCUAACAUAUCUUCAAAAACUAAUAGUGAAUUAUUGAAAUAUAUAUUUACAAAAUUAUUAAAUAUAUCUGAUUCUACAAUUAUUAUAAUAUUAAAAUCUAUUAUUCACAAACUUGAAAAAAAAAGUGAAAAAGAUAUAAAUAUUAUUGAUUCUUUAAUAUUAAGAUUACAUACCUAUUUCCCAUAUGAUUUUGGAAUUAUUAGUCCAAUUUUCUUAAAUUAUUUCCAAUUAGAACCUGGUGAUUCAUUAUUUAUUGGAGAUGGAACUAUUCAUUCUUAUUUAUUAGGAGAAUGUGUAGAAUGUAUGGGUAAUUCUGAUAAUGUAAUUAGAUGUGGUUUAACUACAAAAUAUAAAGACAAAAAUACAUUAUUACGUGCAUUAAAUUUUGAUAAUAAUACUUUUUAUUUCUGGAAACAAUGUGAAACUCAAAUAUGUAAUUAUUAUCUAAAUACUAAAUUAGAAUUAAAUCAUAUAAAUUCUAAUCUUUUAUAUUUUCUUCAUACAGAAAAUCUUAAUUUCACUACUCCAAUUAUAAAUGAUUAUAAAAUAUAUUCAAUUAAUCAAUUUCAUAUACAAAAAUUAAAUUUUGUUAAAUCAAAUUCUAUAUUUAAAAAAAAGUUAUCUUCUACAUCUCCAAUUAUUAUAUUAUGUAUAAAUGGACAAGGAGAAAUCUUUCUUAAUAAAUCACAAUCAAUUGUGAAAUUAUAUCAAGGUAAAUGUAUUAUUAUAUCUGCAAAUUCAGAUAUUAUCAUUAAAUCUAGUAAUUAUUUACUUAUCAUAAUAGUUUAUUCACCAUAA
Messenger RNA from Cryptosporidium muris RN66, 1407 nucleotides. RefSeq names its product phosphomannose isomerase type I family protein. The coding region runs from base 1 to 1407 and encodes 468 amino acids. Gene Ontology annotation, biological process: GDP-mannose biosynthetic process; carbohydrate metabolic process. The transcript has a single exon. The record is from RefSeq and is a predicted model, not a curated record. Gene Ontology annotation, molecular function: zinc ion binding; mannose-6-phosphate isomerase activity. Gene Ontology annotation, cellular component: cytosol. Lineage: Eukaryota; Apicomplexa; Conoidasida; Eucoccidiorida; Cryptosporidiidae.